AUGGCGCAACUCUUCAUGCCUCCAUCUGCAUGUGCCGCCGCAGACACUGGCUCCGGCUCAGCUUCGCAAACGGCCUCGGUUCCUGCACCCCAAUUUUCUCUCAUGACGAGAUUUCAAUUCGCAGAAAUCCGGGCGGCGCACAAUGCGACCAAAGCGAAGUGGCAGCGAGCUCGAGAGCUAGCAGCACAGCAUCUGGAAGAGAGGAAGCAGCGCGAACUUGAGAAGCAGGAGUCGAGUCGCCGUGGCUCUAAGGCAUCGGUGAUCGUCAACCCCGAGGAGAUCCUUGAGGUUGGUCGACAGCGCUCCGGCUCCAAGGAACCGCCCACCCAAAGUGGCACGCGGAGCUCCGGUAUGAAGGACUUCAACCCACGUCCGCGUGUUCUGUCGAAGGAGUCUACAGCAACGUCUUCCCGACUAGGAUCGAAGGAGUCCCCCUCGCGGCGGAACUCGCAGGCCAGCUCCAUGCAAGGUACUUCAUUUGCGGAGGAAGACACCGAGGACCCACGCCGUUUCUUGUGGCGCUUCGGAUACUUCCGGGGGCCUCCCCAGCCUGAGCUCACAGUGGAUGUCACGGGCCACAGCGAGUGCAGUGGCUCCUCCUGGCUCCCCGGGCAAGAGAAAGACGAGUAUUCGGUGGCGUGCACCUUGAGAUGGAACUCGCAAGCAGACACCCGGGUAUUGCAAUGGAAGACCAAGAUGAAGCUGUCCUACAUGCGCGCCCGCCUGCACGACCGGAUUAAGAAGGAGAUGGGUGCAGAGUACAACGAGCACUUUCAGGACACGCGCUUUGCUCAUCUCGGUGGAAUGAAAGGCACGACAACGAGGCUGCGAAAUUGGUUUCAGACAUUGACCGGCCUGGCAAAUGAAGGUCACCUGAAGACUGAGCUUCUGGCGAUGCUGCUCCGAGAGCUGCAGGUGCCCAUCCCAGAGAAGAGCGAUGCGGAACUGGACGAGCUGCAGCAGCUGCUGGUGCCCAUUGCAGAGGAAGCCAAGCCCAAGUCCCCGAGUCCGGCCCACCGGGCCAGAGACAACGACGUCCCACAGGAGCCUGAGGUUCCAGUGGAGCCCUACACAAACAAACAUGGCCCGUUCGUGACGCACGCCCAGCACCUUGUGGUCGCCCUCUGA
Molecule: messenger RNA, 1128 nt
Organism: Symbiodinium sp. CCMP2456
Lineage: Eukaryota; Dinophyceae; Suessiales; Symbiodiniaceae
Source: the annotation of a GenBank genome assembly